This is a messenger RNA of Salvelinus namaycush (lake trout), 4124 nucleotides long. Its product is annotated as AT-rich interactive domain-containing protein 5B-like. The record is from RefSeq and is a predicted model, not a curated record. Gene Ontology annotation, molecular function: transcription cis-regulatory region binding. NCBI's taxonomy places the organism in Eukaryota, Metazoa, Chordata, Actinopteri, Salmoniformes, Salmonidae. Gene Ontology annotation, cellular component: nucleus. The transcript is spliced from 10 exons. The coding region runs from base 1 to 3402 and encodes 1133 amino acids. Gene Ontology annotation, biological process: regulation of transcription by RNA polymerase II.
AUGGAGCCCAACUCACCGAAGUGGGUAGGCUCUUCUUGCGGUUUACACGGACCAUAUAUAUUCUACAAGGCGUUUAAAUUUCACCGGGACGGUAAACCAAGAAUUCUGUCCCUCGGAGACUUUUUCUUCGUGAGAUGUAAGCCUGGGGAUCCGAUUUGCAUAGCGGAGCUACAGCUGUUGUGGGAGGAAAGGACUACUAAGCAACUUUUAUCAAGCUCAAAACUUUAUUUCUUACCCGAAGAUACUCCCUCGGGAAGGACAGUUAGCCAUGGAGAGCAUGAGGUCAUUGCUGUGUCAGAGAAGGUGAUUGUUCGGUUGGAGGACCUGGUGAAGUGGACAGUCCCAGAGUUUUCGGAAUGGUCCCACGGGCUGCGGGCAGCGCCUCUGAAGCCCUCUGUCCUGAGGGAGCUGGGCACCAACGGACACAGAGAGGCCCUCCACAGAUACAGGGAGAGCACCUUCACCAGCGGCCUCAACUUCAGAGACAUCCAAAGGGAGAGGUCUCAACUGGGCCAGGAAGAUGACGGCAAGAAGGUGCUGGUGAUGAGCUACCCCCAGUACUGUCGUUACCGCUCGGUCCUGGCCCGGCUCAGAGAGCAGCCGUCUGCCCUGCUGACGGACCACACCGUGCUGGCUUUGGGCGGCAUCGCCUCCCAACACGACACCACACGCAUCCUCUACUGCAGGGACACCUUCGAACACCCCACCCUGCUGCAGAAUGAGAGCGUCUGCGAAGAGUUCGCCCCUAACCUGAAGGGUCGGCCACGGAAGAAGAAACUGUCAGUGUCCCAGCGAAGGGACUCCCAGGGCCACAGUCAGGGGCCUCAGGGACCCCAAGAACCCAGCACCCCAGAGAACAAGUCUCCCACCAAGGUAAAACCUAACUGCCAUGUGACGGUUCCCACCAGGGGCACAAUGGCCAAACCCAGGAUCUGUAAACAGGCAGCUGUGGAGGAGAAGGUGGAGAGGGAGAAGAAGGAGGAGAAAGAGGAGGACGAGGAAUCAUCAAAGGAGAGUCGUGCAGACGAGCAGGCCUUCCUAGUAGCCCUAUACAAGUACAUGAAAGAGAGGGACACACCUAUCGAUAGGAUCCCCUUCCUGGGAUUUAAGCAGAUAAACCUUUGGACUAUGUUUCAAGCUGCUCAGAAACUCGGAGGAUAUGAGUUGAUCACAGUUCGCAGACAGUGGAAAAAUGUAUAUGAUGAGCUGGGUGGAAACCCAGGGAGCACAAGUGCCGCCACAUGCACACGAAGACACUACGAGAGGCUCCUCCUACCCUAUGAGAGGUACACCAAAGGAGAGAAGGACAAACCCCUCCCCUCAGCCAAACCCAAAAAACAGGAGCAUGGGGCCCAAGAGGGGGGUGCCAAACCCAAAGGGGUCACAGCGAAACGACCUAAAGGUGGACUAAACCAGAGGCAGGUGGCCAGGAAGGAGAGAGAGAGCGACGACACAGCAAAAAGCCGGGAGCUCUCACAGGUAUCUGAGGAGAAAGAGGAGAACCAGGAGCCUGCAGUGAUGAAGCAGGAUCCUCUUCCCAGAAAGGAGCCUGAAGAAGAGUUACAACACACCCUGAAGAAAGAGGAGACAUUGAGCCAGGAGGAAGUAUCCUGCCUGAAUCCCCCCAACACAGACUGCCACCAAGCCACACCUGUGCUCCACAGUGAUCUGUGUCCACAGCCCGAGUGGAGACAUCCCAGCCAGCCACAAUCAGACACAUUCAACCCUGAGCAAAGGGACCAAGCCGAUGGAACCCUCUCUAAGACCCCAUAUCCACACAACUGGGACAACAACGACAGUAAGCCUAGGUAUAGCAGUCUAGCUGACCCAAGCACACCUGACACUCCAGUAGCUAAAGACACAGACAGUCACGGUUAUGGACAUGGUGGGAGGGUGGGUAAGGUGCUGCCCAUGUGUAAGCAGAGCCCACCCCCACUGCAGCUGUACUCUACAGAGCCACUCACAGACAAACAGGACUCCCCCAGUAAAAACAAAGAGAUAAAUCAGUGUCACGUGCACACGCCAACAGCAUACUCCAAGGACAACCUGGGGGUCAUGUCCCCACUAGCCAAGAAGAAGCUCCUCUCCCAAGUCUGUGAGACAAGUCAUUACUCAUUCAGUUCCCCUUCUCUUCCUCCUCCCACUCCAUCAGCCAGCGUGGGUGAUGUAAGCGACAGCUGCGUAGAGGAGAUGGUGAAACUGAGGGAGGACUCCAUCCCGGACAGCCCAGAGAUGGCUCCUGUCUUCAGGCCUUCUGUCAUCCAGCACGCCCAAAGCGUCAAACCCCAGCAAGAGAGGAGUCCUCUGGGGGAUCUGUCUGAGCCUUUCACUUGCAGAGUGAGCCACUUCCAGCCCCGGCUCAACCCCCCCUGGCACCCCUACCUCCACAGGACUGAGCACCAGGAUGGAGUGGAGAACGCAGGGGAGACACGGAUGCAGCAGCACCCCAGUCAGGCACCACCAGGCUUUGCAGGCGACUGCUACUCCUCCCCUCACCUACACAACCUCUACCGGCAGACAGAGAACUGUCUGAGUCAAGAGCGAAUGGCCAAUUAUCCCAACAGAGACAAACAGGGACAUUUUAUCGGGGAAUGUCAGAGCAGCGAGGGCUUCAGCUUAAACAAUCCUGACAGAGAAGGGUUGGCUUACAGAGCUCCCAACUUCUCUGAGAGGACACAAACACAUGGGGAUAGACCAUUGGACGAGGAACCCCGAGAUUUCAGUAUUUCCAAGCCUGUCACUCAAAGAAUGUCUUUCACAAAGCCCUCUUUCUGUGGCCUCCCAUAUCCCAUGAUGCAUCAGAGUUUAGACUAUCACCCCAAAGCAUGCAGAGUCCUCCCCAUGACUAUAUCUACCCCCAAACAAAACCCAGACCCCCCUCAGCCCUUCUUCAACCCUAAAAGCCACGCUGAGACUGUCAGUGCCUCCAGACCCAGUAAGAGAAGCCUGGGGGAACUAGAGAACGAGGGGGUGCCAGACCGCAAGGUGCGAGUGGUGACCCCCAUGCACCCCGCCGGCUCUGUCCGCAGGGGCGACCCACAGGGGGAGGAGCUCAAACCAGCUGAACCGGCGCACGCCAUCCACCUCCACAUUCCCGAGGGCCACACCUACCCUCCACACGCGCCCUUCUACCCAGGGAUGUACCCCGGGAUGCAGGACGCCCUCCAUCACAACCUCCAGUACCUGAAGAGCCAGACAGCUGUGUCCCCCCUGGUCCCUCCACUAGCCUUCCACUCCAUGAUGCUACAGAGGCAGCUGAUGGCCUCACAGCCCAGCCCCCAUCACUUUUACAGGCACCCUGGGGGGACGGCCCUGUACGGGGACCUCCUGCACCACCUGUACCCCCUGUCCACCCUUACCCACCCACAGCUGUCCUCCAUGCACCCCAGCACCAGACUCUAACAGACAAACCUACAUGGAGCUUAACUGUCUCUACCUGGGACAGUGGAUCUAGUGUUCUAUUAUUCAGUAAGCAUGACAACACUGGUUAACUGUAGCUGGUGGAUUUAGUCAGGCACACAGUUACAUUUUUUUCUAUUUUUCGUUUGUUUUUGCACUGUGCUGUAUCACCACUUAAGUUACCUUGUCUCAAUUUGCACUCUGUAGUGUUUGUGUUCACCAACCAGGUCCUUUCUCUCGCUCAACAGUCAGGUUCUUACUAUCUUUGAGUGUGGAGGGACAGGAGACAGAGAAAAUCCAUUGGCAUGCAUGUCGAGGGACAAUCAGAUUUGCUGGGUCUCCAAAGGGAUGGACUACAUCACUGCAAUGCAACAACCUCAUCCUCCAAAUGUGUUCUGGGGAUUUUAUCAGGUUGAAACACUAAAAAAACAUGAGGGGCCUAUCUAAAAUAGACUCUUUACGCAAAGUUUGCCAUUGGAAAAGUUAAUGCAGCUGUUAAGCAUUAGGCUACUCCACCUUCAAUCAAGUUUUUAAUAUCUUUUUAGAGCUCUCUAGUGUGGUGCUUUGGCCUGUUUCUGUUCAUGUAUAAGUCAACUACACCUGUAUUCUUAGGAAUUACUGUGUUAAACCACGGUGCUGUACAAAACCACAAGGUCCUGAGGUAUUGUAUGUACAGUACCAGUCAAAAAUUUGGAUACAACUACUCAUUACAGGGUUUUUCUUUA